AUGACGGAACGCCCUGACUCAGCGCAGACCGCGCAAGCCUCAAACCCUGCCCUAUCGCAAUCAGAGCAGGCUCAACCCGCGACCGCAAACUCUCCGCAGACUCUCCCGAUCCGCAACUCAAAACCCACUCAGCCCACCGAAGAUGCGCCCGCGUCUACAGAUGGCGCCACAGACAAGCCGCUUAGCCCAGCUGAGUUGAAGAAGAAAGCCAAGGCCGAGAAGGCGGCCCGACGUAUCCGAGAGAAACUUGAAAAAGAAGGAGGUGCCGCCAACAGUACCACUCCCAUUCCUGGUAUCGGAGCCCAGGCUCGUCCACCAACCACACCGAAAAAGGAUGCUGCCGGUCCUGGCUCUGCCCAGAAGGGACCGCGAGCACCACCACCGCGCCGUGGCUCGGGUCCUCUUGCGCAGACUGGGUCCGUUCUCGUGGAGCAAAAGAAAAAGAAGGAUGAUAAAAAGGUUGCCAUCUUUGGGCAUUUGUACGGACAACAGCGCCGUGUCACUAUCGCCGGCGCCACGAAGGAAGUACACCAUGCUGUCUUGGCCUUGGGUAUGCAGUUGAUGGACUACACUAUCUGCGGUAGUAGCGCGCGUUGCGUGGCUACGCUGAUUGCUUUUAAACGAGUCAUUGAAUCUUAUACAACUCCCCUGGGCACCUCCCUGGCUCGCCACCUGACAACACACCUCUCGCACCAAAUCACCUAUCUCUCGACCUGCCGACCCCUCUCUAUCAGUCAGGGAAAUGCUAUCCGUGCUUUGAAGCUGUUCAUUGCCGGAAUUGAUCCCUCUACCCCUGAGGCGAGCGCAAAGAUCUCGCUCUGCGAGUACAUCGACAACUUUAUCCAGGAGAAAAUUACUGUCGCCGACCAGGUGAUUGCCGAAAACGCCGCACAGAAGGUCCAGGACGGCGACGUGAUCGUGACAUUUGCCGGCAGCAACAUUGUCAAGCAAACACUUUUGCUAGCACACAGCCAAGGAAAGCGAUUCCGCGUCUCUAUCAUCGAUUCAAGACCCCUGUUCGAAGGCAAGAGCCUCGCCCGCGAUCUCGCCCAGUCUGGGCUCGAUGUCCAAUACUCCCUCGUUCACGCCAUCACCCACGCCAUCAAAGACGCCACAAAGGUCUUCCUCGGCGCUCACACCAUGACCAGUAAUGGUGGCCUGUACUCCCGCGUCGGCACCGCCCUUGUCGCCAUGUCCGCCAAGGAGCGCGCCAGUGGCGUUGAGAUCCCCGUCAUCGUCUGCUGCGAGACAAUCAAGUUUACUGACCGCGUCGCCCUCGACAGCAUCGUCGUCAACGAGAUCGCCGAUGCCAACGAGCUGCUACCCAUGAACACCCCUGUCUCCCUCGUCGUUCGUGACCCGGCAGAUGCGUAUGUCCCCCCUCCGCCUGAGAAUAAGAAGGGCGCAAACCGCACUCCGGCUCCCGAACCUCCUGUCAUCCCACACAAGUCAUCUUCGUCGCCUCUUGCGAACUGGCAUAACACUCCCAAUUUGCAGCUGCUGAACAUUAUGUAUGAUGUUACGCCUGCUGAGUACGUCGACAUGGUCAUCACUGAGAUGGGCAGUCUUCCUCCCAGUGCGGUCCCGAUUGUCCAUCGGAUGGUGACAAAUCUGUGA
Messenger RNA from Penicillium coprophilum, 1617 nucleotides. Its product is annotated as translation initiation factor eIF2B subunit delta. The coding region runs from base 1 to 1617 and encodes 538 amino acids. NCBI's taxonomy places the organism in Eukaryota, Fungi, Ascomycota, Eurotiomycetes, Eurotiales, Aspergillaceae. The record is from RefSeq and is a predicted model, not a curated record. The transcript has 2 exons.